ACUCUGUCCUGUUUAUCCUGUUUCUUCUUUGCAUUAUUUUUUUGUAUUAACAAAUAAGUCUGGAUAAUUACAACUGAUUAUUGAUCAAACCUGGCAGCGAAUAACUUGUUUCACCUGUCCUAACUCAUGAAGAAUUGAUUAAUUAAUCACCUGUCAAAUAAAACAAGUCCCACAAGCCGACAAGGUUGUGUUUAUCAAAAGAAGGUUAGCACAUAAUCUAGGUAGUCAUAGCUAAACUACAUGUUUCACAAAGUCAGCGUCUACAUAUUUUAAAUUGAAGCAAGCCUUAAGAUCCAACAAGAUAUAUACUGUAUCUAUCGUAUAGUGGAUGAUAAAUUAAAGAAUGGAGACAGACAGAAGAUCAAGAAAUGGAGGUGAAGAGCCUGAAGAUUGGUCUAGACAUCCUGGAGAUGGGGCACCAGUUCCCAGUGUGGUAGACAGUGAAAGAGAGGCUCUAGAAAACAGAAAACCUUUCACUAUUAAAGCUGAAUUUGAUGUCAUGCAGAUAUGUCUUACUGUUGUAGCCUUAAUUACACGAACAUGGCAACUAGGUGUUCCAAGAUCUGUUGUGUUUGAUGAGUUGCACUUUGCCAAAUUUGUGUCUUUGUACUUGAGGAAAGUUUUCUUCUUUGAUGUUCAUCCACCUUUUGGUAAAAUGAUUCUGGCUGCAUCAGGUAGCUAUGCUGGAUAUGAAGGAAAUGUUAGUUUGGAGAGAAUUGGUCAAGAUUAUCCAGCUGAUGUGCCUGUGGUACAGUUACGUUUAAUCCCAGCAGUACUAGGUAGUUUUAUUGUACCAUUAGUAUAUGAAAUAAUGGUAGAACUUGGUUUAUCACGCUGGUCAGCUGUAGUAGCUGCUUCAUUUAUACUUUUAGAUAAUGCUUUGAUUGUUCAGUCGCGUUUUAUGUUAAUGGAGGGGAUGUUGAUAUUUUUUCUUGCUUUAUCUAUCCUCAGUUUACUUAAAUUUAAACAUCAAAAUCACAGAGAGUUUUCUACACCUUGGUGGUUCUGGUUGGGUCUUUGUGGUGUUUCAUUUACUUGUGCUUUAACUAUAAAAUAUGUUGGUUUCUUUGUGGCAUUCUUAGUAUUAUUUUUUCAUACAAGAGAUUAUUGGAAGAUGUUAGCUGAUUCAUCAAAAUCUGAUAUCUGUUUAAUAAAACAUGUGAUAAGCCGUACAGUGAUGUUAAUAGUAUUACCUAUAGUUUUAUAUAUAUCUAUAUUCUAUAUCCAUCUAACACAUCUAUCUAAAGCUGGUCCACAUGAUAAUAUCAUGACUAGUGCCUUUCAAGCAAGUCUUGAGGGUGGAUUGGCAGCAUUAACUAAAGGGCAGCCAUUGAAUAUAGCAUAUGGUUCACAAAUAACUCUGAGGCAUACAUAUGAAGCAGUUCCUGGUAAACCAUGCUGGCUUCAUUCACAUCCUCCAGUCUAUCCUAUACGAUACCCUGAUAAUCGUGGCAGUAGUCACCAACAGCAAGUUACAUGUUACGUAUUUAAAGAUGUCAACAAUUGGUGGAUUGUUAAAGAUCCAAGCAGUGAAAGUUUGGUUGUGGAAGAACCACCACGUCCAGUAAAACAUGGUGAUAUUGUGCAACUAGUACAUGGUAUUACUAGUAGAGCUUUAAAUAGUCAUGAUGUAGCAGCACCAGUAACACCACAGAAUCAAGAAGUUACUUGUUAUAUAGAUUAUAAUGUUUCUAUGCCAGCUCAAAACUUAUGGCGAGUGGAAGUUUUAAAUCGUGAAGGUGCUGAUGAAUUAUGGCACACAAUAAAGAGUCACGUCCGAUUGGUUCAUGUUAAUACAACGGCUGCUUUAAAGAUGACAGGUAAACAACUACCUGAUUGGGGAGCACAUCAGUUAGAAAUAGCAGCUGAUCGUGUUGUUAAUCAGCCUGCUACUAUAUGGAAUGUUGAAGAACAUCGUUACUCUACUAAUGCUGAGAAAGAUAAACAAUCUUUGGAAUUAAGGAGUGCUGAAAUGAUUCCAUUAGAACCAACUCAUUUAUCUUUCUGGUCCAAGUUUAUUGAAUUACAUCUUAAGAUGAUUUUUUCAAAUCAAGAUACGGAAAUGGAACAUAAAUACAGCUCCGAACCGUUAGAUUGGCCAUUUAUGAGCAAAAAUCUGGCUUAUUGGAUGAGUUCAAAAUCUAAUGCACAGAUACAUCUACUAGGUAAUCCUGUAGUUUGGUUUAGUGGAAGUCUAGGAGUUAUAGUAUAUCUAGCUGUUAUUAUAUUCUAUAUGUUGAGAAGAAGACGACAGAUAUAUGACAUAACUGAUGGUGAAUGGGAGAAGUUUGUGUUCGUAGGUGAAUUAUUAGUUGGAGGUUAUUUACUGCAUUAUCUCCCCUUUUUUCUAGCAGAUAGAACCAUGUUUAUACAUAAUUAUUUACCAGCUAUUAUAUUUAAAGUGAUGGCCUUCUCAGCAUUAAUGGAUCAUAUCUAUAUCAUAUCACAUCGGUUUCCUAGUCUAAUGUCCGCUAUAAAAUGUGCAUCGGUUGUCCUGAUUUCUGGAACAGUUUAUGCCUUUCUCGAACUAUCUGUAUUUACAUACGGAAAUACACCUUUAACACCUCAACAAAUAAUAUCCUUAACAUGGAUAGACACUUGGGAUUUUCUUCUUCAUUUUAAAACAAACUAAAUACUACAAACUGUUGAAGAAUGACGUCCUAUUCCUUUAUAAAAGAUUGGUGUACAUGUUAUAAAUACAAUUACUGUAAGGAUUAGGUUCAUAUAUUAUAAAAUAUUUCAAUAUCAUCAACAAAACUCCAUUAUGGUAAUUAUAUGAUAACUUGCGUCUUACUUCUCUUUGGGAGGUGGGGGGGGAAGGCGUGGUAGUCAAGCAGAACCUUUGGAUUUUUCAUGGGAACAUGUAUUACCGCUGAAAUUUUGGAAAUCGCCUUCAGACUGCAGACGAAUGAUUAUACGAUGGUCAUAUAAAAUCACUGACAAUUAAUCCUUGGUGAGCGCAGGUCAUUAAAAAUGAGCAAGAUAAAGCAAUAUGCAAUGAUUUUAAUACACUAUAAUGUCGACCGGAGUCAUGUCAUAUUGACUUGAUGACACCUGAAUUUAUUUUGUUACAGUAUUCCGCACCCAAAUUGAUAGUUUUUAUGGAAAGUGUAAGCAAGCACAACCUGCCUUAAACCUGAUAGCUGUCAAUUCUCAUUACAAUGAAAUCAAUAUUUUCUUUUAAAUGUUUAAAGGGAUAAUCCCGUUAAUUUUUUGGAGAAUAAAACUGUUUAAUUUUGUUUUAAAAUCCCUUAAAAUCCUCUACCUAAGGGCCGAACAACUAACUCAAUAUUUGUGAUAAGUUUUCAAAUAACUGAAACCCGUCAGUCUCCAUCUGGAAAUGGAGACCGGUGUCCCAAGCUGUAUUAUUCGGUGUCUAGAUAAAACCAGACAUUUUUUGUAUAAAAAUAAUGUGUAGGUGAAAUUUACCUUUCAUUAUCACGUACAGCAUUUGGGUCAUUCACUGUAUAGACCUCUCAAUGAACGGGAAUCGAUUAUCAGGUCUCCCAACGAAAAAAUUGACCCGAAAUCUUAAAAGGGUUACAUGUCCGGAUAAGCAGUUUUGACGGUCACGUCCAAACGACUCAAUAUUUUGAGCUGAAAUUUUGAGAUACGGUCAAUACACCAUUCCUCGAUAUUUUGGCAUUUUAAGUUUCAUACAUACUCAGAGUUGAUUAACAAUGUUUAACUAUUUUGUCUUGCACAGUGAAAUUAUAUACAACCAGAGUUAUGCUUUAAAAAUUGUUCAUGAGGCGUGUAAUGUUGUGUUCAUAAAGACAUGUUCAUAUAAGUUUGAUAGAGUUCAGUAGUAAGAGCUCAAUUAACAUGUGCUUUGAGAAACUUAACCCUGGAACAAAACAGGAGAUAGUAUGUGAUGUGUUGUUUGCAAUAUAAUUUCCCUAUUCAAAACUGUUUGUCCUUACUUAAAGGACAAUGUAGGUGCCUACCAAUUAUUAUAUAUACUGGUAUGUGAUAGAACUGGUUAAUUCCAAGUAUAAUUUUAACAGAGAUCUUUGCUAUGCUUGGUCUAUAACAAAGAUUUGACACAAAUAACUGAAGUAGAGAGCGGUAACAUAUUUACAUGUAUUUCCAACUUACAACAAAAUUGGUGGGAACCAACAUUGAUUGUCCUUUAAUAUAUUGACAAAUUUUAAUUAUGGAGAAAAUUUGGUGUGUAUCUAGCUUUUUAUCUCAUUUUCUAGCUUUAAUCUGAAAUACAGGUAUCUCUUACGUCGAGUUAAUAAUCAUUUAUAUUUUAUACUAUUUACAGUAACUUUUGUUUUGUGCAUUUAUUGCAAGUAUAGGUACACACAGAAUCACCAUGUACAUAUUUUAUAGAAUUCCAAAUGUUGAAUCUCAUUGUACUGUUGUUCCGAGUAUUGAAAAUGAAAACCAUAAAUGUAUGAAAUGUAAUGUAAAAGGAGCAUUAUGUAAGUUUUAGAUAUAGAACUGGCCGUUCUCGUUAUACUAUUUAAAAAAUAUAUAAUGCAAAAUGAAUAUAUUUAAAAUUUUAUUCAAAUUACUUUAUUUUGAGCAAAGUUAUCAAUGGCUGUAGUUUGACAAGAUGUGUGCAUUGAUUGUAACCACUGUACUGGUUGGGAGCUACAGUGGCCAAGUGGGUAGACUGGAGGUCGUGUGUUCGAUUCCUGCAUUGGCCGAGAAAGUUCAUUGGGAUCCGAUGUGGUUCUCACUUGUCAGUGGUGCAGGAUCGAGGGCCUGACAAGGACAGCUGUCUAGUCUUUCGGAUGGGACAAAAAAAAUCCAAGGUCCCGUGUAUACAUUGGUGUGCACGUAAAAGAUCCCUUGGCAGUUGGAAUUCCAUAUAAGAGUAGGCCAUAGUACCGCUGCCUGGGCAAUAUUUCCCUCAUAGCACACUGUAUGGCGUAAGCCCGACUUCAUUAGUCCAUUCGGAGCAGAACAGUAGGACAUUAAACCCUAUUUCAUUUCACUGUACUGGUCAUUUGAGUCUUAGCCUCGCUUCUCCAUUUUUAAAUUAAAUCAUUAAAUGGUCAAGCCGUUCUAAUCUACUUAAAAUUAUGGCCAUCCCAUGGCAUCGAGAGUUGAUUAUGGUCUUGUCAUGUUAAUAAAUGUCUAAUUAAUAAUUUAUAUAACAUUUGAGGCCCAAAGAAAGACCUGCAAUAGGCAGAUUUAGCUCUUACAUAAUGCCUUUUUAAAGGUAAGUCCAGCCUGUGUGUUCAUCCGUUUAUUUGAGGCAAAACAAUUUGAGUCGAAAUGAGACGAACAUGAUUGAAACUAUUUUAAUAAUGAAUAUAGUAUAAAGAAUUUGCAAUAACUGAAUUUCGUUAUGUUAUAAUAUUAUAAAAUAAUUAAGAAAAGUAUAUUUAUGUGCAUGUUAAAACUAAAGUUUGUUUGAACGGUAUUAGUUAAUCGAUUAAACACAAAAUAUUUUACAUGGGAAAUGUGGUUGAUAAUAUUUGGAGUGAAAUCAGUGAGUGUAUGAUAUCUAGUCAGACUAAAUUAAAUCCAUUAACUAUAAUUCACAUCACUUGCCUUUUAUUGCAUUAAUUACGACUCAAAGGAUAUCGUCAUGUUCAUACUGCUUAUCAGAAUUUUAAUAUUUUAAGUUAGAAGGUAAUGGUCCAUUCUAAGUACCAGAUGUUAUUUUCAUUCCGCUUAAUAAUACUUUUGUUAACUUGAUUAGAUAAGUUAAUCAAAUGCCUCAUAUGCUACAAUAUGAUUAAAACACAGAUCCUAUUUCGUUUCGUUUUUAUACCGUAGUUCAAAAUUUCGUUUUACUUGUCUUUACUACACUAGGAUCUGGACGAGUUGUUAUCAUUGACGUGUUCUGAAUGGUGUGAGGUAUUAGCCAAUGAAAUGGUCUGUAACAGCGAGCUUCAGGCGUGUUUUGCAUGGACCUGUGGGUAAUCCACUAAUAACAUCAAUGCUGAUUAGUUAAUCAAAUGCCUGACGUCAUAGGGUCAAAAUAUAGAUCUGUAUUUUAAUCAGAUUGCAUAUGCUAAGCCUUUCAAGGAUUUUGUUGAAUUUUCUGCUUUGCAGGUUUUGGUUUGUAUGUUGAUGUUGAAUUAACCAAUCUCCUGGCAUGAUUGAAUAUGCCCUAUAAGUCUUUGGACCAAUAUCGAGUGGAAUAAACAACCAAACUUUUAAUUAGACUGACAAAUAAAUGUCCACUUACAUGUUAGAAACAAUAUGGUUGUCAUAGAAACCAGACAUAUUUAUCAUUAUUGAUUUUGGAUUUUAAAGCGUUUUUAAUCAGAAAAUAUAUGACACAAUUUGCUCUGUAAAUAUAUUUUAUUUAAUAUCAGUUUGUAUCAUCAAUACAUGUAUAAUGUCUGUUUUCACUAAAAAAUAUCAUACAUUCCAUAUCAUAUCAAACAUACAUAUUUCUCAUAUAUAUUCUAUAUUUAACCUAUUUUAUGUUUAACUUAUUAUUAUAUAUAUUGUGUUAUUUAUUGAAUAAAAUAAUUUACAAAUUUA
Patella vulgata (common limpet) is the source of this 6456-nucleotide messenger RNA. Its product is annotated as protein O-mannosyl-transferase 1. NCBI's taxonomy places the organism in Eukaryota, Metazoa, Mollusca, Gastropoda, Patellidae. Gene Ontology annotation, molecular function: dolichyl-phosphate-mannose-protein mannosyltransferase activity. Gene Ontology annotation, biological process: protein O-linked glycosylation via mannose. Gene Ontology annotation, cellular component: endoplasmic reticulum; membrane. The transcript is spliced from 19 exons. The record is from RefSeq and is a predicted model, not a curated record. The coding region runs from base 344 to 2632 and encodes 762 amino acids.